Carassius gibelio (silver crucian carp) is the source of this 2201-nucleotide messenger RNA. RefSeq names its product glycolipid transfer protein b (gene gltpb). The record is from RefSeq and is a predicted model, not a curated record. Bases 283 to 915 code for a protein of 210 amino acids. Lineage: Eukaryota; Metazoa; Chordata; Actinopteri; Cypriniformes; Cyprinidae. The transcript has 5 exons. Gene Ontology annotation, molecular function: ceramide 1-phosphate transfer activity; ceramide 1-phosphate binding. Gene Ontology annotation, cellular component: cytoplasm; membrane; cytosol. Gene Ontology annotation, biological process: ceramide transport; intermembrane lipid transfer.
UCCAAACUUAAACUGCUGUCUGUUUGUCACAAGUGUUAUAUGUAAGUAACUGUAAUUGUUUAAAAGUCUAAAGCUUUCCAGGAAGGGUAGCCUAUUUAAAAUGCUGGCAUGAUUUAUUAACGUGGCCUCAAUGAACUCAUUCGGUCUUAUUUUCUUCAGUCGGUCACUUUGUCAGUGGCUUCACACCUGCUGAAUGUUUUUCACGAUACUACGGACAAAUUACCAACAAAGCGUCGUGCAAUUAAAAACAAAACAUAGUGUUUUCAAACAUUUGCAUUUUAGAUGAUGGCACUUUUGCUGGAUCAGCAGUUUGCGCCGCUGCCCGACACCAACGAGAUCGCUACGAAAACAUUUCUAGAGUCUGUUUCUCAUCUGCCACCUUUUUUCGAUUGCCUUGGUUCAAAGGUUUUUGCACCGAUUAAGGCUGACAUAAAUGGAAACAUCACAAAAAUUAAAGCUGUCUAUGACUCCGAUCCAGUGAAGUAUGAGACUCUUCAACAGAUUCUGUUAAUCGAGAAAAGCACCUAUGGCUCAGAGUGGCCUAAAGUUGGAGCCACAUUGGCACUUAUGUGGUUAAAGAGAGGCCUGCGGUUCAUUCAGAUCUUACUGCAAAGUCUAGCAGAUGGGGAAAGAGAUGAGCAAAAUCCCAAUCUUAUUCGCAUGAAUAUCACUAAAGCCUAUGACCAAGCCCUCAAGAAGUACCACGGCUGGAUUGUCCAGAAGGUUUUCAAGGCUGCACUAUUCGCUGCACCAUGCCGGUCGGAUUUCCUCAAAGCUUUAUCCAAGGAUCAAGAAGUUGCAGAGGAGGACUGUUUAGCAAAAAUCUGUCAGUUCUUGAUAAACUUCACUACAACUGUAGAUGCCAUUUAUGAAAUGUAUUCCAUAAUGAAUGCUGAACUGGACUACUUAGUUUGAAACAUCCAACAAAAGGUCAGUUUCUGAAGCAAUCUUUAAGUCUGCGCUGUUUUCAUGGGACGUUUAAGAGGGUCUUUAAAAAUAUGAUAUCACAGACUCAGUGAUGACUAAGAGCUUUUGUCCUUGUCAAUGUAGCUUUGAUUUUUCUAGUGUUUAGUGUGGAUAAGGAUGCGCUGUUUCAUGAAGGAAUGAUGCUUUAUCUAGAUUGUUAAAAAAAAAAACUCUUAUUUUCAAAUAAGAAAUAAGGUUUAUGUUUUGCUGUAAAAACCCAGUAGUGUUUUUCUGAGUGUAAUAAUUAUUACACUUAUUCAGGAGUCCUCAAUUCUAAACCUCAAGAUCCACUUUCCUGUAGAGAUUAGCUCCAAUCUUCAAUACACCUCACCUAUCUGCAACUUUAUAGUAAUCCUGAAGACCCAAAGCCCUGGGCUGGACGAUAUGUCCAAAAUUAAUAUCACAAUAUAUUUCUGAAUUUCAGUCGAUACAAUAUAAUUCCAAUAUCGAUAUGAACACUAUUUAUCUGAAAUGGAAUCUUUUUUCUAACAUUAUAAAUGGCUCUAUCAUCACUUUUGACAAAUUUUAAGCAUCCUUGUUAAAUAAAAUCAUUAAUUUAUAUUCUAUUAACCCCCCCCCCCCAAAAAAACAAACAAACAAAUAAACAUAUAUUUACUACAAGAUUUUGAAUGGAAUAGUGUAUGUUACAAAAGCUUUUUAUUUCAGAUAAAUGCUGAUCUUUGGAUUUUUCUAUUCAUCAAAAAUCCUGAAAAAAUAAAAUACUCAACUGUUUUAAAUACUGAUAAUCAGCAAAUCAGCAAACUGUAUUACAAUGAUUUCUGAAGGAUCGUUACACUGAAGACUAUACUCUGAUAGAGUAAUGAUGCUGAAAAUUCAGCUUUGAUCACAGAAAUUAAUUAGAUUUUAAAAUUAAUAGAAAUAGAAAGCAAUUUUUUAAAUGGUAAAUGUUUUUCAAAAUUUGACUGUUUUUGCUGUAAUUUGGAUCAAAUAAAUGCAGACUCGGUGAGCAGAAGAAAAUUCCUAAAAAUAAACAUAAAAAAUUGUACUGUUCAAAAACGUUUUACUAGUAGUGUAGGCUGAUUAUUCUCGUAGAUUGAAACAAAUGUGCUUCGGCCAGAAAAAAAAAGGGAGGUAUGAAAAGUGCUCAGCAACAACAAAAUCGGGAAAUGUUGCUGGAGAUGUACUUAUUGAAAAUGCAAAUUCAUUCUCUGCCAGCAGAAGGCACUUUAGAGUGGUAAAACUAAUGAGCUAACUAAUAAAAUAAUUGGUAACAC